GGAUUGGGAUCGGGGCCAGGAUUGGGAUCGGGAGAGGGAAAGCCACCGCUCCGACGUUGAGGAGGGAAGCGAAUCCAGCGGCGCCGCCUCAGCCCCGUUUGAGGAGUUCCUGAGCGCGACCCCCCGCGCGGGGCCCGUGUGUCGUGCGUGGGGACACGAGAACUUAAAACAAUGAGUCAAGCUGGUGAAGAAAGUUCCAGUGCAACUGAGAACGAGCAACAAUUGACUCCAACAAUUUACAACCGAGACGAAGGAUCCACCGACGUAACAGCGAGUCCUGCAUUUCAGUGUUUAGAUGAGAUAAUUUGGAGGUAUCAGGCUCAGGCAAGCCAAACACCAGCAGAUAUCCCCAGCUCUGUGAUUCUGUGGAGGCUGGUAGCCAGCAAUACAGGUAGAAAUGCACAGGUCAUGGCAUGGCUUCAGCCUGUGUGUACCUGCUGUGUCCUUACAAUUGUUGCAGAAGCAACAGCUGAGAAGAUGGUGCUGCCCUCUCCCUGGAAUAAGGAGCAUCCGAGCUGUGUGCUAUUUUCUGCUGGAAAAAUUACAGACACCAAAGCAGCUGAGCUGAAGGAACAGUAUACCCUGCUGCAUAAGACUGUGAUAAGUUUACAGGAAUCUGAGACCCAGCUGUUGCAGGAAGCCAAACGUCUUAGUGCAGAACUGGAACAACAGCAAGAACUGGAAAAAGCAGAACAAGUCCCCGAAGAAUCUUCCAGUGAAGCUUCCCAAAUAAGGCAACAACUUCUUAGUUGCCAAAGUGAAUACAAUGCUAUUAAAGGAAGAGAGCAUGAAAAUCAGUUGAAGAUAGAAUGUGACGCAGAGAAGAAGAAUGAAGCUCUUAAUGAUGAAAUCAGAGAGUUGAGUAGAACCCUGAAAGCCAUUGAAAAAAGGACUGAAGAGAUUUUACAAGAAAGAGAAGAUGUAAAGAAGGAAUUGGAGAACAACCAAGUUUUGCUAGAAAGCAAUGAACGAGAAUGCAUUAGUUUGACAAAAUUAGUAGAAAUUAACACUGAGAAGGAAUUAGAGAUCCUAUCAGACAGGGAAAUUCUGGAAAACAAUUUAAAUAAAUGUAUCUUGGAGAACAAAAAACAACGUGAUGCUCUCACUCAAAAGCAAACACAGAAGGAGAGAGAACUGAAAAAUUUAAAAGUGCUGGAAGUACAACUGGGUAUGAUUUAUGACUCCUUGGAACGAGACAAGGCACAGCAUAAAAGACUCAAAUCAGAGGUGGAAAUGAAUGCAAAAAUAAAUGAAGCAUUAUUAGAAAGACGACGAGAAGUGCAGGAGGAAAUUGAAAUGAUCAAGAGACGUUUGGCUGAACAGGAAAUGAUCUCAGAUAUGGAUGCCCACAAGUUAGAAGAAUGCAUUGCUAAAGAACGCCUGCUUUUCAAAGAGCAGGAAAAGCGCAGAGAUGAGUUAUCCAAACUUAUACAUCUGACUUCUCUCAGAGCUGAUGAGAGGCAGCUGAAAUCCAGGGAUGUUCAGAAAGCCAAGAUCCAACUCCAAAAUCUUACUAAAGAAGUAAAAAGAAAGAAUGUUGAAAUAAAAGUCUGGAAAAAGAGGAGAAAAGACAUCCAAAACCAACUCCAAGGGUUUGCUAAAAUGUGCGAUUUUAUCCAAAGUGAAAGGGAUAAAUGUAUACAAUUGGUGCGUGGUGCUCAGUGGAAAGCAAGGGAAGCUGGAAACCGGGUAAAAUUCCUAGAAAAUAAAAUAGAAAAUUUAAGGAAUACUGUUUUAGCCAAGGAAAGAACAUUGCAGGAAAAGCGUAUGAAGAUUAAAAAUAACGCAGGAAUAAUAGAGCAUCUCAAAAUGAAUUAUUGCAAAGUUGCACAAGUCAUUCAAGAGACAAAAGAAAAGCAAAAGCAUCUGAAUCUUGAGAGACUGACCACGACAGUCACCCACAUUGAAGAGGACAUUGCCCGGCUAUGUAAAAAAUGCGAAAGGGCUGUUCAGCAACAAAAGGAGAGUUGUCUUCUGCUCAGAGAACGAGAUGAAGAAAUAGGCUUCUUAUAUGAAAAAAUAAACAGGCAAGAGAUGAUAUGUAGAAAUGGAGAUAAUGAGAUGCAAGUUAUGGAUGAAAAGAUCAGUUUUCUGAAGCUGAAGGUAGCUGAGAAAAAGAGAGAGAUUGCAUUGUGUUUCAAAGAGCUCACAGUGAAGAAUGCCCUGAAUGCAGAUCUGGCAACACUUGAGAUAGAGUAUUCCCAGUGCAAGGAAAAGAUUAAACAGAUGGAGGAAAUCUUUAGUGAUGCCACAAAUGAAAGCAGAAGGCAUGAAAUGGGAGGGAAGGACCCAUCUGCACCUGAACUGCUAAAAAAGAUUGAACAGCUGGAAGCAGAGCUGCUCCAAAAGGAGCAGAAGCUGAUGCAGAAGGAAUUUCUUUGCGAGUCCAUUUCCGAAAUGACGGACAGAAUCCGUGUCGAGGCAGAGAACAGGAAGCAGGACAUGCUGCUGUUCACUAAAAGGAUAAAUGAACUGCAGAGGAAGAUAAAGGACAAAACUAAGGAAAGGAGGGCUCUUAUUGCAGAGUUGACCAUGAAGCAAUCACUUGUCGUUCAACUUCAGCAGGAAAUGAAAGAAAAAGAACAAUUUGUGAUGAUUGCUUCAUGGAGGAUAACUCAAGGUCUCCCCCCUCCUAAGGGAACAGAAAAGGAAUGGUUGAAGGUCCUAGGCAGUGAGAAGACACACAAAGCCACAUCUGAAGCCAGAGCUGAAGACGCUGCAGAGAAGGAACAAGAUGCAGUGCCUGGCCAUGCCCACACGACAGCCCAAGGAUGCCCAACCUCCUCUAUCCUGGAUAAGGAACAGAGUCCCCCAUUCCCACGGCCCCACGGUGCUCUGCCUCCUCUCAGACCAAGUGAAUCCAGUUCAGAUCGGGGACAUUUCAGCAAAUCUACUGCACAGCCAUCUGAAACCUCAACAGACAGCACCUGAAGCAGGAGAGGCCAUUUCUGAUUGCUGAAUCCUGAGGGUCAGCAGCAUUUACACUGCACUGAAGGAAUGUUUGUUAGUGUUCAGCCAAAGUCCAUAUUGAAAACCAAGUACUUCUUCAUGCCAAAAGCACAGUUAACUAGUUGGUGAUCCAAAGCCUCUUCUCUUGGCAUCCCAAAUGGAGUGCAGUAUUUAAAGUGUUAAGAAAAGUUAGUGGGUAUCAUGCUAUGCUUUUUUUUUUUUUCCAGGUAAAGUUUUAUUGCAUCUGAAGAUAUGUUGUAAUACAUUUCAUUAAAAAAGAAAAGGCUAGAAAAUCUUCUCCUGUUAUUCAUAUAAUAUGAACAAAGUGGCCACCACUUAUACACCAACAUGGCUUUCUGCAGUCUGGGACUGGAGUUUACACUUCCCAGAGAAAUUCUAAUUAUAUUGAGAAAGACAAUCCAUCCCACUAUGCAGUCACUGAGAAAGCUAAAGUUUCUCUGAUGGCAAGGACAAGGGAGUGACCAUGAACUUGCAGAGUCACUCCCAGGAAACAGAUCUUUUUAUUUCACUGGUAAGGAAGAGGAAGCAUCAGUGGAAACUACUAGGAGAAAAUAUCAGAGGUUAUUAUUCAAAAGCUCCAAAAUAUAUCAAAUUGUUAAGGAGAUUCUCUAGUUUAUUAGGCUGAAAUUUUGUAGAGUUGUUGUAAAAUCCAGUAAAGACUGCAGAAAUCCUGCAUGGCAGAACUUGACAAUUUUCUCUGCAUAGCAAACCACUAUUACCAUUUUAAAUUAAUGUCACAGUUCAGAACUUAAAACAAAAGAACAAACAAUACUGGCUCAGUUACGUACAAAUAAAAGUUGAAAACAAAGGAAAAACAGCCUUCCUAAGCUCCUUUCUGAAGCUGAGGUUUGAACUGUAACACUAGAAGUUGUAAGAAAGAAUUAUGUAAAACUCUGUCCAAGAUACUGUUAAGAUAAAUUUCAAAAGCUUUGUUCUUAUGCUGUAUUGCUUACAAUAUUUUAUACAUAUCUUUAAAAAAACCCAAAACCAACAGACAA
Molecule: messenger RNA, 3968 nt
Organism: Empidonax traillii (willow flycatcher)
Lineage: Eukaryota; Metazoa; Chordata; Aves; Passeriformes; Tyrannidae
Gene: CCDC146
Product: coiled-coil domain containing 146
Exons: 17
Coding region: 172-2931 (919 amino acids)
Cellular component (GO): cytoskeleton
Source: RefSeq, a predicted model, not a curated record